AUGGAACAAAAAAACCAAGCUUCACAUCCCCCAAAGGAUUUCGUUGAAGCGACUACUGAAGUGGGGACUCCUGUCACCAACGCCGAGGCAAACCGCACCACCCCUCACGAUACCAAGGAGACCACCACCACUUCGGAAACUCUUACACAGCUAGCAAAGCAAAACGUCGCUCCCUUUCUCGCAAAAUAUCACCCACGCCAAUAUGCCCCUUUUCGAUCUGAGGACGGCACUCCUUCCAUUCCCCGUGCUGUGAACGCUGGCUACUGCUAUCGUCACCAGCCAGAUUCAAAAUGCAGUCGCCAGGCAGAUGAGAAAUCCAUGCGUCAGCUUCAGCAGGAACUGGAGACCCUCCCUCAGGAUGAUCAACAGGGAAUCGCCCAUGUCUGGUCGCUGUUUUCUGCGGCCCCGGCAAAGCAGCGCAAACUGAUGCUCCAGGGCGUCUUGGCACAGUGCUGCUUCCCUCAAUUAUCCUUCAUCUCUGCCAGCGUCCGCGAAUUGAUCCGAAUCGAUUACUUGACAGCUCUCCCCGCUGAGCUUUCCUUCAAAAUUCUGCGUUAUCUCGACACCGCCUCUCUCUGCCGCGCUGCCCAAGUAUCUCCCCGAUGGAGAGCAUUGGCUGACGAUGACGUUGUCUGGCAUCGCAUGUGCGAACAGCAUAUCCGACGGAAGUGCAACAAGUGUGGAUGGGGCUUGCCUCUUUUGGACCGGAAGCGCCUGCGUGAAUCCAAGCGCGAGAUCGAACUUCGAGCGACCAACUGGGGAAAUGAAACUCAGAAUCAAGGAUUGAAUCCACCCGCGGACGGUGCCCCGAACGGAACUUGUUCAGUGGUCACAUUGCCGAAGGACAAUAAACGCAAGAUUGAAGAUGAACACAGCUGUCAUCAGAUCAAGAGGCACUGUGUGUCACCUGCCUACAAGCCCGUUGCCGAUGAUGACUACUACAAGACUCGCUAUCGCCCAUGGAAGGAUGUUUAUCGUGAUCGCUUCGAGGUUGGUCUGAACUGGAAGCAUCGACGUUGUUCGGUGAAGGUCCUCCGCGGUCACACUGAUAGUGUCAUGUGCCUCCAAUUCGAGGAUAAUAUUCUCAUGACCGGCUCCUACGAUGCGACGGUUAAGAUCUGGGAUAUGGAGACUGGCCAAGAGCUACGCACACUCAGAGGCCACACCGCUGGAGUGCGCUGUCUCCAAUUCGACGAUACCAAGUUGAUCACUGGCAGUCUCGAUCGAAGCAUCCGAGUUUGGAAUUGGCGCACUGGAGAAUGUCUCUCCAAGUACAAUGGACACGCUGAGGCAGUCAUCGCUUUGCACUUCGAUUCCACCCUUCUUGCCUCUGCCUCGGUCGAUAGAACCGUGAAGAUCUGGAACUUCAAAGACAAAUCGACCUUCAUCCUUCCUCACCCUGAGGGCGUCAACGCUGUCAAGAUUGACACCUCUUCCCGGACUGUCUUGACUGCCUGUGAUGAUGGUGCCGCUCGCCUGUGGGAUCUUGACACCAAGACCUGCAUUCGUGUUUUUAACAACCAUAUCGGUGCAGUGCAGCAAGUCAUCCCUCUACCACGCGAGAUUGAACUGGAGCACCUCGGAGACUGUGAAAACGACCAUGUCAGCACGGCUUCCAACAACGGUGACGCUCCUGUGAACAUUCUCUCGCCUAUCCUAGAAGCUAGGUCCCUUCACGGCCAACCUUCUUCAUUCGGUUCAUCCUUCGACCAAGAUGAAGACCGCAAGGAGCCACCCCGCUACAUCAUCACGAGCGGUGUCGACGCAACGAUCCGCCUUUGGGAAACCAACACCGGUAGAUGUCUACGCACAUUCUUCGGUCACCUGGAAGGCAUAUGGGCCUUGUCUGCCGAUACCUUGCGCAUCGCCUCCGGCGGCAUGGACCGCAUGGUGAAGAUCUGGGACCCGCGCAUUCCCACCUGCCAAGAGACCUACGAAGGCCACUCCGCAGCGGUCAACUGCAUUGGCCUGAGUGACAGUCGCUUCAUCACCGGCGGCGACGAUUACCACGUCCGCAUCCAUGACUUCCGCGCAUAA
This is a messenger RNA of Penicillium manginii, 2037 nucleotides long. RefSeq names its product F-box/WD repeat-containing protein. The transcript has 2 exons. Lineage: Eukaryota; Fungi; Ascomycota; Eurotiomycetes; Eurotiales; Aspergillaceae. The coding region runs from base 1 to 2037 and encodes 678 amino acids. Gene Ontology annotation, molecular function: protein binding. The record is from RefSeq and is a predicted model, not a curated record.